AUGAUGAGUGGAGCCGCCUCAGCGACCACCAGCACGCCCAGUGCCUCAGAUUUGGUGCGUCAUGCUACGGAAAUUCGUGCCAUCCUCAACAAUGACUCCAACUUCAACACAAACGGCCACUCUCUCAGCUACGAGGACGGCAGCGCCAGGAGAUUCGUGUCGCCGUCCACCGCGACCCUAACUACCGCAAGUUCCAGCUCGCCGAUAACUGUCCUCCUCACUGGCGAAAAUCCCGAGGAAGAUGAUGAGGCGGGUCCGCGACGCAUCAAUUCAACGGCCGCAGUCGAAACUCGACCGCAUAGCUCACCCAUAUAUCCCCUCUCCCGAAUUUCCCAAGCAUGUCGACAUAGCCGACCGCAACAGGACACCUCGGCAAAACCCCUUCUCAAACACUUCAAGACAACCCUGUGGAUUGACCGAGUGUUGUUUGUUCUAGGAGUGAUUUUGCCACUCAUAGUGGGCACCUGCUUUUUCCUCGUGCACUCCUUCACAAAUUUUGCCAGCUGUCGACCGGUAUCGGCAACAGCAAGCUCCCCCAACAAGUUUGUCAAUCAGAUAUGCCGAGCAAAACUGAUUCAAGUAGUGCUACAGGGUGCAAAGGAUUCCGAUAAUGAGGGAAGGGUUGCAGGGAGUCUGCAACACGAGUGCUUUCCCAUUAUUCUGAUUCUAGUGGCCAUCCUCAAUUGGAUACCACACUUUUGCUGGAGAAGGGCCGUUCGGCAGCACCUGUACCGGGACACGUGUCUGGUAGCCUCCGAGAUGCGAGGAUUUCGAAAAACUGCUCAAAGAGAACUGGUAGCUAUUGCUUCGUCGAUCAACUCCGUGCCGUUUGCCUCCUCCUUCAUGCCGUUUGUUCGGGAAAUGCGCUUCAAGAAUUCACCGCGUCCAACACCUAUUCAACGAGGCGGCGGCGAUGACACGACAAUCACAGAACCACUGGGCUCAUUUCAACUUCCCAAACCCGAAAACACUGUCUCCCCUGGCGACACAGGCUACGAAUCCGAAAUGGACUUACCGUCGGCUGCAGUCAUGCAUCUGCCGCGACUUCGUGUGAGUCGCGACGACCAUGCGUUAAACCUUUUUCUUGCCGGGUGGCAAAACACCGAUUACUACGUCCGACGUUUCAUUGCCAAGCACGCAGUACUGGGUCUUUUUAACGGAACUGCCUUGUGUCUGGUUGCCGGGGUGUGCGCCAUCACCCAGGGGGUGCCGUUUGCAGGGAGCUUUUAUUGUCACCCAACGGAGAAAUCCAACACCCUUUAUAUCUGCCUUGCCUCGACAACAUUUGCACUCAACAUGGCCGCCUUCUGCCUUGGUUCAUUGGCGGUGACUGGAUUAAUCUGUUCCGCUGUCUUUUUCCACCGAAAUUUCGCUCAUUGUCGGGUGUAUCCUGAGUCAACUUUGGCCUGUGGCACCAAAUUUGACUUUCAGGCCGAUCUUGCUGCCAGUCUAGUUAGUCGGCGCAACGAGAACUUCUUUUCUGAUUACAUUCGUAUACAGGCUUUGGCUCGAAUGCAGCAGCGGGGGUCGUUAUUUAUAGCCCGACGGGAAGUCUUCAAUCUUCGCUUGUCGUUUAUCCCCGGUCUGACGCAGACUGAUUUCCACUUUCUUAAUCUUAUUUGCACGGAAAAUGUUAGCCUCUUUCCGGAUGCUGUGCAGCUCCACGCUGGGGCCUCACGGAUGCGGACGGAGUAUGUUGACUGCGAAUAA
Molecule: messenger RNA, 1710 nt
Organism: Mesocestoides corti
Lineage: Eukaryota; Metazoa; Platyhelminthes; Cestoda; Cyclophyllidea; Mesocestoididae
Source: the annotation of a GenBank genome assembly